AUGAGUCGACACGCACAAUAUUUGAAGAAAACUGUAUCGAUAUCAAAACUUUAUCUUGAUUCAGGAUCAAUAGACAAUGAAUGGGAUAAAAAACUUAAUAAUGCUUUAACAUACUAUGUUUUUUUCUUAAUUAUCAAUCCAACAUUAUCAAGUUCACAUCCUCUUUAUCAUCAUAGUUUUAAUCUUGCUAAGGCAUUUAUUACUUCUUCGGAUCCAAGAACUGUGAAAAUCGAUUCAUCGAAAGAUUCACCCAUACAUUCAACUGAAAUUAAAGAAUCGUUAAAUAAAAUAAAUAAGUAUGAAACUGAUCGUCUAUUAUAUAUUAUUACUGAAUGUACCGAUGAAACCCUUAAUAUCGAUAAUCUUGUUGAUAAUAAUUUUACUCUUGAAUUUUCAUCAUCGGCUGCUGUGUUAAUUGCACAAAAUCGUUCGUCAGAAUUAUUUGAUUUAUAUAAAGUAUCUAUAGGAACAUUCGGAAGUGGUAUGAUGAGUUCAAUUUCAAGUCUAAUGGAGGAUUCAUUUCAUAAUGCAAUGGAAAUUACUGAACAGCAACGACAAUUUAAAAAUUCAUUUCUUCAUUUGGCACGUGCAAAUUUUCGAAGUAAAAUUGAUGAUUGGAAUGGUGUUAAUGUUGAUUUAGAACUUUUAAAUAAUUCCAAUAUUGUCGACAAUUGUUAUUACAAAGAACUAAAAGAAAAAUCUAAACAUAUGAAUGAUAUCAAUGCAUCAAUUCUGAAUAAACAACAACGAAUUGAAUAUUUAUUAAUUCGAUCAUUUUUAUGUACAAGUAUUGGACAAUUUGAAGCUGCAUUUACAGCUUUACUAGAUGCAAAUUAUAUGAUAAAUAUUAAUAAAUCAGUAUCAUCGCAAAAAGAUAAAAUAAUUUCUGAUGAUUUUACAACAGAAUCGAAAUUUGAAUCUUUACUUGAAAAAUAUUUGAGUGAUUAUUUUCAAAAUUUAAAUAUAUUAAUUGGAACAUGUUCUAUCAAAUAUGAUGAAAAACUACUUGAUGUUACAUUUAAAUGUUACUAUGAUGCAUUAGCAACUGUAAAAAUAAAAAGAAAUAUUGAUGAAUUACAAAGUACAGAACUUUUGCAAAUUUUAACAAAUUUGGAAACGUUUUUAAAAACAUUACAAAUGUCUUGUAAACAAGCACCAUUUUCAUUCAAUAAUGAAACUUUGUCAAAUUAUAUCGAAAGUGUCAUUAAAUACGAUGAUUCCAAUGAAAAUAACAGCAAAUCAAGGAAUUCAUAUAUGCAACAAGAUAAUCGACUGCCAACGCUUAAUGCACAUACCAGAUCACUAGCAAAUCCAUCGGAUGCCAUUCCAACAUUGCAUCAACGGCAAAAUGAGCAUGAAACCAAUAGUUCAUCUGCUUCAAGUAUUCCCAAUUUAGAUAAAAAUUCUAAUGUUCUACAUCACUCUGGUCCAGAUGAAAUACGUGCGCCAGAAAUAUUACCAACAUUGGACCCUGCUCCACCUGGGUAUUAUAAUAUAUUAUCUCUUGAUGGAGGUGGUAUUCGAGGUAUUGUUGAAGCAAUUAUUUUAAUGGAAAUUGAACGACGAACUGGUAAAUAUAUUGGCGAAUUAUUUAAUUGUUUUGCUGGCACUUCAACCGGAGGGAUAUUGGCAUGUGGAUUAGCUAAACAAAGACCAAUGAAAGCAAAAGAUCUAUUAAGUAUAUAUAUAGGCCCACGUCGAUUUAAAAUAUUUAAAAAACGUCUACUAUGGCUGAUCCGACAUUCAAAAUAUUCGUCGAAUGGAAUUGAGGAAGUAUUGAAAGCACAAUUACCAAGUAAACGUUUAUCAGAUUGUGGUAGUCAUGAUCUAAUAAUUCCAACUGAAAUUCAUAAACAAGGACCUGCUUUAUUUAUAAAUCAUGCAAAUUCGCCUAGAAAAACUGGUUUAUAUUUUUACAAUCCACAUGAACCGGAUAAUAUAUUUGCACUUCGACAUUCAUGUAAUACUUUAUUGAGAGAUGUAGUUCGUUGUACAUCAGCUGGAGCACCUUUUUUUCCACAUAAAACGCUUGAUAUCAAUGGAAUUGCAUAUACAUUUUAUGAUGGUGGCUAUCGAUUUAAUCGUCCCGAUUAUAUUGCAUUAAAAUGGGCGACAACAGUUCGUCAGAUUCCUAAAGAUAAGAUUUUUCUACUUUCAUUGGGAAAUUCAAAUGCAGCCCCAACAGCUCUUCCAAAGAUUCGUGGUGUACUUGGUUUUAUAUAUAAUGCAGCAGAAAUAAAUGAAGUUGUAGGAUAUAAUAAUCCCGCAGACUAUUGUAGGAGUGAAUUGCGUCAACAAUAUAUUCGAAUAUCACCAAAUAUAGAUAUAACCGUUGCAAUGGAUACUACUGAUCCUACAACGUUAUCAUUAUUAUGGCAAGCUGCAUGGAAUAAAAUUACAGAAAUGGAUAAUACAAAUGAUUCAUUUAAUAAAUUAUGUAUUCAGUUACUAACCCGUUCUAAUCUUCCUCCACAAUUGGUGGGAAUUCAUCCUCCACCAAAAAGAGUUUCAUAUUACCCUACUCGCCCUAUGCGUGAACCUGAAGCAUACUAUAACAUCGACGCAUUAUUUUCUGUUAAUGAUUUCAAUAUACAUCACGAAAAUAUACCUGGUCUACUAGAAACAUUAUUUGAAAGCCAUCGAUGGCCUUGUAAAGAUCGCCUUCAAUAUCCUAGAUUAAAUACAUAUUCUAAUCAUCGUUCUUUAUCAUUAGCUGCAGGACUAGGACAUAUUCCAUCAAUAUUACAUUAUCUUGAAGAUGCACUUUCUAUAAAUCGAGUUUUAACUCGUAGAGAAGUAAAAGAAAGAGAUUUCCGACAGAGUAAUGGUACGUUUAAAUGGGGAUGGAAUUCAUUUCAUUAUGCUGCUGCUAACGGCGAAAUUAUUGCGGCUCUUGUAUUAUUAUAUUCAAAACCAUUGGAAUUAAUUAAUCUAAUGUCCGUAUUAGAGGAAUCUGUGUUAAUCAAAAUGAUAGAACUACUGGAUCAGAAAACUACGGGUCUAUUUAAAGCUCAAUAUUCACCUGCAGAAUUAGCAAAUAGUUCUGGAUAUCAUAUAAUGGAAGAACAUUUACGCGUUGAACGCUUAAAAGUUGAACGUCAACGUCGUCGGGUUGCAAAACAGAGACGCGAACGGAUUGGUACUUUUGAUUGA
Molecule: messenger RNA, 3153 nt
Organism: Adineta steineri
Lineage: Eukaryota; Metazoa; Rotifera; Eurotatoria; Adinetida; Adinetidae
Source: the annotation of a GenBank genome assembly